Messenger RNA from Cuscuta epithymum, 2178 nucleotides. Lineage: Eukaryota; Viridiplantae; Streptophyta; Magnoliopsida; Solanales; Convolvulaceae. The record is from the annotation of a GenBank genome assembly.
AUCCAAACGCUCCAUCCAAACAGUCUUCAUAGUGUGAUAUGUUCCUUUUCUGUUUCUACAAGCUACAGCUACCUGGAAAUUUGAACAUCUUUCUGACAAAAGAAUCGACUGUGAGUCCUCCAUCUGUUUCCAUAGUCAAGGUACACACUAGCGUACUGAUUUUUCUUCCUCAAAAUGAUCAUACUACGUAGCUGCACCAAGAGAUCAUGUUGCUUAAAGACAAAAUCAUUCACCAGAAUGUUCUGUUCGAAGGACACAACACAACUCAUGUUUGAUCCCAUGAAAAAGGUUUGUGACAUUUUGAUGUCUUGCCCGAAAUCAGGGCUUGACGCUGAGCUUGACCGGAGUGGGGUCAGGCCAUCAACAGAUCUGGUCGAAGAAGUGCUGAAGAGAUUUGACAAUGCUGGUAUGUUGGCUCACCGUUUCUUCGAGUGGGCAGGUAGACAACGGAACUACGAGCAUAGUGUCAGGUCUUAUCACAGCAUGAUUGAAUCCCUUGCCAAGAUUAGACAAUAUCAAGUAAUGUGGGAUCUUGUGAAUAUAAUGAAAGGAAAGGGUAUGCUAAAUAUUGAGACAUUUUGUAUAAUGAUGAGGAAGUAUGCGAGGGCAAAGAAGGUGGAGGAGGCGGUGUACACGUUCAAUGUGAUGAAGAAAUAUGAUGUCCCUCCCAACCUCGCGGCUCUCAACGGGUUGUUGAGCGCCCUUUGCAAAUCGAGAAACGUGAGGAAAGCGGAAGAGAUUUUCAAUGAUGUGAAAGACCGGUUUGCCCCCGACGUGAAAACGUAUAGCAUAUUGCUCGAGGGAUGGGGACGAGAGCCCAACCUUCCAAAGGCGAGAGAGAUUUAUGCAAUGAUGGUCGCGGCAGGUUGUGGGCCCGAUAUAGUCACAUAUGGUAUUAUGGUUGAUAUCCUGUGCAAGGCUGGCCAGGUUGAGGAAGCAGUUAAAGUUGUCAAGGAGAUGGAGUUUGGGGGAUGUAAGCCAACUUCUUUUAUUUACAGCAUCUUAAUCCAUACUUAUGGUAUGCAUAACAGAAUUGAAGAUGCAAUUGAUACAUUCCAUGAAAUGCAAAGAAGCGGGGUCCACGCUGAUGUGGCCAUUUAUAAUUCACUAAUAAGCGCUUUUUGUAAAGUGAAGAGGUAUGGGAACACUUAUAGGGUCCUAAACGAGAUGGACCAUAAAGGUGUGACCCCAAACUCAAGGACUUGUAACAUCAUUCUGAGCAGUUUAAUUGGUGAGGGGGAAACUGAUGAGGCUUUCAAAGUCUUCCGGAAGAUGAUCAAGAUCUGUGAUGCUGAUGUGGACACAUAUACCAUGAUGAUAAAAAUGUUUUGCGCGAGAAAGGAGCUUCUAAAGGCACGCAAAAUAUGGAAGCUUAUGAAGGAGAAGCAGGUUAUUCCCAGCAUGCACACUUUUUCUGUGCUUAUCAAUGGGAUAUGUGAUGACGGGGAUGCUCGCAGGGGUUGUAAAUUGAUGGAAGAGAUGAUUGAGAAAGGGAUUCGCCCCGACAGGGAGACGUUUGGAAAGCUAAGACAACUGCUCUUGAAGGAAAACAGAAAGGAUGUGCUCAAAUUUCUUCACGAGAAGAUGGAUCUUCUGGUCAAAGAGCCCUUAUGUGACUAAAAAUUGUGCUUAUUAUGUGACACAGCCGCCUGACUUUGUGGCAGUGACACUAUCACCCUUGUGUCAAUGCCAACUUCUCGUUGAAGGACAAUAUUUCAGUAAGUGACAAACACAGUGAAAAUCUAGCCGCUGCUGUAACAGUCACAGUGACGCCUCAUAGGCACUAACGCUACAAACAUACACUAUACACCACAGUUUUACCCUGCCCCUACUAGAAUCACUACACAUUGCCGUAAAUUGUACUCAUCUCAAGAAACUAUAUCAACAUCGGCAACACGCAUACCUGAACCUCAUGAAAGGGAAUGUUGUGAGAUAGGAACUAUGGGAUAACGACAUCACAAGUGAAGUUGGCUCCAGUAUCACCUAUAGAGGCGACAUAUACUAAAGUGAUUUACUUUAGUUUCUUGAGAUUAGGUUCUAUGUUUUCUUCAUUUUUCUUCUCUGCUUGUUUUGAGCCCUUAGCUCUUGAAUUUAAUGCACCAUAUUUAUAUCCAAAGGGUUACUUUUCAUUAUAUCCAAAUUAUGUGUGCAUGUUGUUAUGUGCACUUUUUUAUUAUU